AACAAUUUCAACUCAUCAUUAAUCAAACAUUCUAUACUAAAGAAGGUUGCUUUGCUAACUUGGUAGUUUCCUUUCUGCUUCAUUCAACUUUUGGCAGAAUGAUGCAGACUUAGUUUUUGGAGGGAUUACAGUUGUUUGUGGAAUAGUAGGGACGGUAGCCGGUGGUUACAUCCUUGAUUGUAUGACAUGCACCAUUCCCAAUGCAUUUAAGCUUCUAUCUACAGCAACAUUUUUUGGGGCUGUCUUUUGCUUCUCUGCCUUCUGCUUCAAGAACAUGUAUGUUUUCCUGGUGCUUUUUUCAAUUGGUGAGAUGCUUGUAUUCUCCAUACAGGGUCCUGUAAAUUACAUUUCUCUUCACUGUGUUAAACCAAGCAUGAGACCAAUCGCAUUGGCUAUGUCUACAGUCUCUAUUCAUAUAUUUGGAGAUGUCCCUUCUUCGCCCCUUGUUGGGGUUCUUCAGGAUAGUAUCAACAACUGGAGGAUUUCGGCUCUUAUCUUAACAUCUGGUUUCUUUGUGGCAUCUGCAGUAUGGUUUACAGGGAUCUUCCUUGAAGCCACAGAUAGAUUCACUGAGGAUACCGAGAAUCCUACAACGACAACUGACAAUUCUACAACAACAACUCCAUUGCUAGGAGAUGAAUCGGCUGGUGAAGCUUAAUGACACAUCAUAUUCCUAAUUUAACAUUUCUUUGUAUGAAAGAAAUUUGCAUUGGUAAGUAAGAAGAUGAUGCAAUUUAGAUGUAAAUCUAAUGUUAUACAAGAUCGCAAUGCUAAGCUGCUGCUGUUUAAUCUCAGUUGUGUGAAAUAGAAUACUGGUGCUCAUGUCU
This is a messenger RNA of Impatiens glandulifera, 827 nucleotides long. RefSeq names its product probable sphingolipid transporter spinster homolog 2. Bases 182 to 658 code for a protein of 158 amino acids. Gene Ontology annotation, molecular function: transporter activity. Gene Ontology annotation, biological process: transmembrane transport. Gene Ontology annotation, cellular component: membrane. NCBI's taxonomy places the organism in Eukaryota, Viridiplantae, Streptophyta, Magnoliopsida, Ericales, Balsaminaceae. The transcript is spliced from 5 exons. The record is from RefSeq and is a predicted model, not a curated record.